Molecule: messenger RNA, 378 nt
Organism: Colletotrichum graminicola M1.001
Lineage: Eukaryota; Fungi; Ascomycota; Sordariomycetes; Glomerellales; Glomerellaceae
Exons: 2
Coding region: 1-378 (125 amino acids)
Source: RefSeq, a predicted model, not a curated record
AUGGACGACGACUCAGCCAGCACCCUCGCCCGCGAUAAGGAGGCUCUCAAGACCCUCGCCGACGAGCUGCUCGAGCUGGAAGGCGACAGAGACCUCAAAAGAGUCAUCGUCGAGUCAUACGAGACCGCCCCCAACCGAGAAUCCUACUACUACGAGAGGAGGGACGCCGUGCGCGACCUCGAAGCCGUCAUCAACCAGAUCGAGGACAAGAAGCGUCAGAAGCGCCACCUGGAGCAGCGAAUUCAGGCAGCCAGGAGCGCCCAACGUCAAGCUACCAGAGACGCUGCCGCCGGCGAAGACGGCAACAUGUGGGAGGCACGGAACCGAUGGGGCACAGUCGUCCUGGCCUCGGCCUUUGCCUCAAGGCUCUUCAAGUGA